Molecule: messenger RNA, 2502 nt
Organism: Alternaria viburni
Lineage: Eukaryota; Fungi; Ascomycota; Dothideomycetes; Pleosporales; Pleosporaceae
Exons: 7
Coding region: 1-2502 (833 amino acids)
Source: RefSeq, a predicted model, not a curated record
AUGGAGCUUCUGGAGUGUCCCAUGUGUGACUUCACCGUGCUCCAGAAAGAUGACUAUAUUCUUCAACUACACUUUGAGCAAGUGCAUACCGAGAACUCUCCUUUCGUGAUAGAAGACGACCCAGAACCGUUACCCCCUUCGUUGCCCCUCAGGCCUUCCUCACUCCGCCACGACACUGAGGUCACGCCUCCCUCUGACGACUCGGAAGAGGAGGAAAGCACUACAGUGUGCCCUGACCCCAACUGCGGCGAAAUCGUUCCUCUCUCCGACUUCAACGACCAUCUCGAAUACCACAACGCAGAAACUUUAUCAUUUGACGAGACUACAGGAAAGUAUCAUUCUCAUCAUUCAUCCGCUACUAUGCAAGGCUCGACCUCAUCUCGUCGUUCCCAUGCAAGUCAGGCAAGGACCACAACAUCCGAGCGAAGUUUCAGCACAGACUUGUCAGAUGCUUUGAAGAGGACUGACGCCCACGGCCGCAAAUCGAAGAAGCACCCACAUCGGCAUCGUCGCGACACCGAUGAGAGCGAGAAGAGUACCAUCGGAAGGAGUAUUCUAGGCUUUAAUCCUUUUGCGAAGCCCGAUAAGUCCGUCAAGCCACCGAUCAAAAGUGCUCGGCUAGGUAAAUCGGAACUGGGACCCUACGCUUGGGAGAAUCGAAUGCCUAGGUGGCUGCACGAUCAGCUGGAUGCCGGCCCCAAGAUUACUGCCGUCAACCGCAUCGGCCGAGAUGGCCGCCUCAUCAAGCAUGAUCAGGUGCAGAACGAGACGCCAGGCAUCAUUCCCAUCCUCGCGCAACUAUCUGCUCUUGAUCGGACCGUGAAGGAAGCAUAUUACUGUCAUCCAUCGACACUCCACGUCGGUAAAACCCCAAGCGAAGGUGGCUUCUGCGGUUACCGGAACAUACAAAUGCUGCUAUCCUACAUCCAAGGCGCCAAGGCUCAAGGCUACGAAGAAUUCCCAGGACGGCUGCCGACUAUUCUGAAGAUGCAAGAUCACAUUGAAGAUGCUUGGGAUAAAGGCAUCAACUCAAUCGGCCGUGUCCAGACUGGUGGUAUACGUGAUACCAGAAAGUACAUUGGCACACCAGAGGCUCAAGCCUUUUUUCUCAACUCGGAAAUUAACUGCGCUGUAGAGCAGUUCAGCGACAAUAAAGAUCGCGCCAUUGCGGCCCACGAGCUACUUCUCGCCGCCAUGGAACGAUAUUUUGCGCGAGCGGCUGCCAGCGACGGAUCCAAUGUCUCCAAGACUCUUUUACCGCCUAUCUACCUUCAGCAACCAGGACACUCGAUCAGCAUUGUCGGUUUUGAGCGCCGCUUUGACGGCUCAUGCAAUCUGGUCGUCUUCGAUCCCAUGUAUCUCACGAGUCCUGCGAUGCAUAAGCUGCUUGGUCGGAAAAGCAUCAGGACAGCUCGACCCGAGGUUCUGUACGCAUAUCGUCGCGGAGCUGGGAAGCUUAAGAAAUACGCUGCUUACGAGAUUCUGAUGCUCACUGCAUCACCGCCUUUGUUUCCCGCUUGGGAUGUACUUCGUCAAUUCCCCGAGUGCCGCUUCGUGUACGUCUUCUUCCGUGCACGCACCCUCGGAUACGACGUGUAUCCAGAAGACUAUUUCCUACGAAACUUUCCGUGGCAACAGUACGGCGGACUGUGGUCUUGCGACGAUGCUCGAGCUGCAACACCUCGCGCUAUGAGCCCUGCAAUGGGUCUCAUCGACAAGGUUCUCUUGGGUCCUCAGCAGAUGCGUAACGGAUGCCGCACUCCAUCAGCAUCCUCGCAAGUCAUUACCGGUCUCGCGAGUCCUCCAGCCAGUCCAUCACGAUGUGUAUCUCCGCGUACGACCAUGCUGAAGAAGUUUGCCGGAGAGCAAGGUUACCAAGACCUAUCGCCAAAGUCCAUGCAGGAUCUAAGGCUUGAACUCGAAGUCCAUCCCAGCGCUCGCAAUCACAACGCAUACCCAGCGUCUCCUCCUUUAUCUAUUCGCUCUUUCUCGUCAGCUUCCCACCGUCAGCCGGCAUCGCCUUCUUUUGCUAUCGCCAACGGCGUGGAGUCGGAGGCAACGUCACCUAUUGAUCCGUCCGGUACCAUGCUCUUCUACACAUCUAAUCGCAGCGUCGAUUCGGGCCUACUCGGCGUCUGCCCGCUUUCUGAACCCCAGGUCGCUGAGUACAGAUUCUGGCGUCCCUGCGGGAGACGCAUCUGUGGUUUUGGAUGCGGAGGUGCGAAUGUAGGCGAGGCGGCAGCCGCAAAGCGGCUGUUUCGACAAGCCGAGGAGGUCAUCCCUGAGAUGGAGGACGAGGUUGAUAAUGACGAUGCAGGAAUGACGCAGAGUGAAGAGCACGAGUAUGGUCUCGAUGGCCAGGCCGACAACAGUACGAGUGAUGCAGGUCAUGCCAAUGGAGACGGCAAGUUCAGCACGAGCACUUGGGCCGGUCGUCGACUGGUGAUGGACUGGAACCAGUUCUUGUCAGGCUGCGAGAGGGAUGGCAUUGCGCAAUUCUGA